AUGUCGUUGAACAGCGGCAGGUUUGUCUACUCGACCAUCAACUUGAACGACCCGGAGCCGCUCGCCAACAGAACGGCUACAAUACUGGGCUGGGUUAUCACAUUUUUGAUUAUAUCGUGGAUAUGUGUGCUGCUGAGGUUUUAUGUGCGCUUCCGCGUCGUGCGGGCUCCCGGAUGGGAUGACCUUUGUGUCGGGCUGUAUCUGACGUUCUACGUCGAGAAUGCAACAUAUUGCAGCUCGGCGGCAUUCAUCAAGCUCGCGCUUUUGCUGCAAUACUUACGAAUCUUUGACCGUGGGACUUCCAUGUACAAGAUUACCCUAGGAGUCACCAUCUUCACAGCCCUCUGGGGCAUUGCAUACUCAGUCAUCGCCUGGGUUCCAUGUGUUCCCGUGUCGGACUACUGGGAUCUCUAUAGUGACGGGAAACGGUGCUACGGGUAUGGGUCUCAUACACCGUACUCUUUUGUUGCUACGUACGAGAGCCACUCGGCCUUCAACAUGGCGCUUGAUACUAUCGUGUUCAUCAUCCCGAUACCGUUACUAUUCAAAGACGGCGUCACCACUGCGGCUCGGUUACGCCUUGUCGCAUUACUCUCAAUGGGUUGCAUUGUUUUAGCUCUUGCGGCAUGGCGCCUGCAGACCAUGAUCGCGAACCAAGUAGCGACGUACCCGACACGAGAUCCAACCUGGUACGGCCCGAUCAGCAUCAUUCUUGCAGCACUGGAGCUCAACGCAGCAUCCAUCUGUGCCAGCGUCCCAAUAUUCUGGCCCGUGUUCACGCAGAAUUGGAGCGGCAUAUUUGUGACCCAGGAGGUGAAGAUCACGCGCGAGUCGCGGUACAACGAGGAGGAUAGAGAUUCCCUCACGCGGGGGUCAUACCACAGCAGGGUUGGCAGUGAUACCGAGCUGAGCAUAGUAGAGAGCACCAGCGGUAAGAAGAACCAACACUACCGGGACUCGUAUAUCUUGAGGCAGGUCGACCCUUUAAGAAUUCCAGAUGACCGAGAUCAACCGAGUGCGAGGGCCGGAGAUCCUAAGGAUCAGUCGAGGAAGUGGACGAAAUUCUGA
This is a messenger RNA of Neoarthrinium moseri, 1068 nucleotides long. RefSeq lists its product as uncharacterized. The coding region runs from base 1 to 1068 and encodes 355 amino acids. The record is from RefSeq and is a predicted model, not a curated record. The transcript has 4 exons. NCBI's taxonomy places the organism in Eukaryota, Fungi, Ascomycota, Sordariomycetes, Amphisphaeriales, Apiosporaceae.